AUGCCAGCAACACUUCAAAAUACAAUCGCAUCCAUCCGUAAUGUGGUCGGCUGGUUCGGAGAACCUGAGACUUUCCGUACACUGAGCUCGGUUUGCGCGAAUGGGCAGGCUAAGUUCAAGACAAAGAUCGCGACGAUACGAGGACCCGAGGGCGGCACCAUUGAUGGAGGGUUUAUCGUCGACCCCCCCUCCGACUUCCCAGCUGUUGAAAUCAGAGGUACCGAGCAUUGGUCACUUGAGCAGAGGACUAAUUCCACCCCGUUAAGACUGUACCGAUUCGAUGUCAAGACCAGCAUCACGAGGCCAACCCAGUGGGCUCAUUUCUAUAUUGUCAUGAUGCCCGCAAUUCCACAUUUCCUGUGUAUCGUCCCCCUGCGAAGCUACCAAGGUCUUUCCUGGGUACAAACUCGUCUCAACAGAACCAAAGAAUCCAGCCAAGCUUCCGGAACUUGGAGAGCCAAUGUUAGCUAUGCUCUCCUUGCCCCAUUCGCUGUCCACGAAGACGACGUGUAUGAAGCCAUCCUGAGGAUCAACACUGCGGCUGAAACCAAAUCAUGGUACACGAACCCCACCAAUCAUAUCGUGUUCUCUGGUUGGCACGUACCGGCUCCGGAUACGACAGUAGACGGUAUCUUCCAGUUUUCCCGCAAUAACUCCGACACUCGGACGUCGAGAGAAACGAUCCAGCGUUUAGCCAAUUUCUUAGAGCGAUGUCCUGAGACUCAGAUGAGCGUCAUUCCAAAUCCGACGGAACCGUUGGUAGCUGACUUCAUCCUCCAAGACCACAAGGAAGGAGUCGAAUAUCUGAUCGAGCACAAAACUUACGGCCCCACAUCGGGGAAAUCGCUUAGCUGGUGUGCCGCAGAAGAACUAGAACCGAUCUACAAUUGGCACUUUCGUAUCAAUCAGCUUGAGGAUGAUUUGAUGAUUCAUACGAGACUCAAAGCCGAUGAAGACCAGGCCACGCAUUCGACACCGCCUGCGAGGAUCAAAUUGACCUCAACGGAUGCACCCGAAAAGUUCGCCAAAACCAUUAGAGAGUAUGGAAAGAUUGCUAAGAUCAGGAUCCGUGACAAGUGGAAAAACACCACCCUCUAUGACGACAAUGUUCCAGACAAGAGCGUCCCCAACGAUGUCAUAGAGAAUGAUAUCUCAGAAGACACAGCAAAUACAGACCUCCGAGAGUUUGCAGACGCAUUCAGUACCAAACUCAACAACCAGUGCUGGAAGCUUGGCCAACACGUCUGCAUCCCGCUGUCAGAUCAUCCAACCGCCGAUGCAGUGUUCAUAGAACACAAGUGGAGGGGCGAAGACCGAAGAAACUUCGAAUGUAGUGGUAUCCUUCCUGUUUCGCUCUUUCAGAAGUCACCUAAUAAUGAAAGAGGCUGGUCAUACAAGACGCAAUGGCUGGUUGGAAACGAGCUUGGUCGCGACACAGGACCUCUCAUCGCAAAGCCAUUCCUCAACUCCACCGCGUGUCCUGAUCUAAGUAUAUUUAGCCUACCCGGAGGAGAAGUUCACGAGUUUUUAUGCACGUUGUUCGAGAAGGGAGAAUUCGUUGUAGAUCUCAAUGGCCCAACUGGCUUGUUGCAGACGCAGUGGAACCAUGGAACCUCAUUGAAGGUCGAGAGAAGAGGUCGAAAUGACUGGUUGAUGAUGCGAGUCCUUUCGACCUUGCCGCCCAACGCCUCGUCCUGGUCAGCAGCUGCCUUCGAAAAAGCCCUUACCGAUGCAGAAACUCCAUAUGCGCACAGACCGCUUCGCAAACGUCGCCCGCUUGCACGACGGGAUCUUAUCGAGGACCCGACCUACGGCAUGACUAUAGAGGAACUUGUCGCUCUCUCCGGUGUCGUGGCCGAGCCAGGACUGCACUGUGAUUCUUGCCCCGAUGCAGAGAGCUGCAAGAAAUGGGUUCCCAAAUUGUGGGAAUUGUGA
Messenger RNA from Alternaria ethzedia, 1935 nucleotides. RefSeq lists its product as uncharacterized. NCBI's taxonomy places the organism in Eukaryota, Fungi, Ascomycota, Dothideomycetes, Pleosporales, Pleosporaceae. The transcript has 5 exons. The record is from RefSeq and is a predicted model, not a curated record. The coding region runs from base 1 to 1935 and encodes 644 amino acids.